GAGUCUCUCUAUGUUGCCUAGGCUGGUUUCCAACUCUUGGGCUCAAGCAAUCCUUCCACCUCAACCUCCCGAGUAGCUCAGACUACAGGUACACGCCACUGCACCUGGCUUCUUUUACCAAUCUUUUAAUUGUGCUACCUUUUUCCCUCUUAUUGUUUGAAAAGAGUUCUUUAUACACUCUGGGUAUAAUACAUAUACAAUAUUGAAGAUAAUAGAAAUAUUUCUUGCCUUUCAUUCUCUUCAUUGUGUCUUCCAAUGAACAGAAUGACUCUUUUGUUGCAUUUCUUAAUAUUUUCCUUUAUGAUUGGUGUUUUUUGUAUCUUGUUUAAGAAAUCUUUGCUUAUCUUAAGAAGCCACCUAAUCUCCUACGUUAUCCUCUAUAAAUUUUAUUGUUUUACUGUUCACACUUAAGAGUUUAAAUCUCCUGGACUUGAGCUUUUGUGUGUGGUGUGAGGUAACAAUCAACAGUUUUUUUCUUUCAGAAAAAGGAUCACUGAGGGAAAAAAAAAAUUUUUCUUCCCCCAUAAGGCUAUUGAGCUGACUUAGCAGUCCUUUCCUCACCACUCUGUGGUGCUACCUUGUCAUAAAUCAAGUGUCUCUAUCACAUGGCUUGAGAGGAAAGGAAUAAAUACAGAAAUAUAAAUACACAAAAUUAAGUAUCUCUAUAUAUGUGGGUCUGUUUCUGGACAUUUAAUUCUGUUCCAUUUGUUCAUCCUAUGUCAAUACUGUACUGCCUUACUUAUUGUAGCUUUAUGAUAAAUCUUGAUAUGUAGUAGUGUAACUCUUCCAAAUUUAUUUUCCUUAUCCAAAAAUACCUUGGUUAUUUAACCCUUUGCUUUAUUUAAUUCUCAUGAAAACCCUGUGGUAUGAGACAGUUUUGAUUUUUAUCUCCAUUUCACAGGCUGGCAAACUCAGAGAAGUAAUAUGCCCAUGGCCACACAGCAAUCAAGUGCUAAUGAGGGAUUAGAAUUCAGAUUUAUCUGCUUCUAGGCCUAAGAACUCAAGCGCUAUAUGUACUACCUCCUUAAUCCUAAUGCCAAAUGACCCCGUCAGGGUAUUUAAUAUGAAUGCAUUACAAUUUUAAGAAAUUCUCACAUUCUAAAUCAUUCAUUUGCGGUGAAAAAAUCUUGUUUGGGCUGUGUGUGGUGGCUCAGGCCUGUAAUCCUAGCACUUCGGGAGGUUGAGAUGGGAAGAUCUCUUGAGGCUAGGAGUUCCACACCAACCUCAACAUAGUGAGACUCCGUCUCUACAAAAAAAUUUAAAAACAGGCAGGCGUGUUGAUGUGCGCUUGUAUUCCCAGCUACUUUGGAGGCUCAGGCAGGAGGACUGCUUCAGCUCACGAGUUCCAGGUUUCAGUGAGCUAUAUGAUUGCACUACUGCACUCCAGGGUGGGUAACAGAAUGAGACUAUGUCUCUAAAAAAAUAAAAAAUAAAAAAUAAAUUGUUUGGCAAUUACCAAGGCCACUUUCCUGGUGGAACUCAGGAAAACAAUGGAACAAGAGGGAAAAACCUCUAGGAUUCCUUCCCAUGUCUACAGAGGAUCAGUCCCGCUCCUCACCUGGGCUCCCCGGGCACGGCCCCCCUCCACCUCUCCAGCUUUAGCUUCUGCUGCCAUUAUUCUUCCCCUUGACUCUUAGGCCACACUCGACUACUUAUAUUCUCCCACUAGUCCAAGUCUUUCACAUAGCUGCACCUUUGCUCACAACAUCCUCUCCCAUUCCUGGCUAUUUCCUCCUUUUUCUUUAAAACCUAGGUAUCACUUCUCUAGAAGGCCCUCCUUGUCCUCUGUGUCUCCUAUACUAGCAUGUCACACUGUCCAAGAGUUCAGCUGUCUAACUAGACUGCCAGACACUGGGCCAGAAUUAUCGCUGGAUUCUGCAACUUGAAUGGUAGCUAACAGAGCUAUAAAGUCCUGACAGAAAUCAGAGAGACUUUUUUUUUUUUUUUACUAUAUUCCAUAAAUUAAAACGGACUCUGGCCAGGUAUGGUGGCUCAUGCCUGUAAUCUUAGCACUUUGAGAGGCUGAGGGUGGAGGAUCACUUGAGCCCAGGAGUUCAAGACCAGCCCUGGCAAUACAGUGAGACCCCAUCACUACAAAAAAGAAAGAAAGAAAGAAAGAAAGAAAAAAAGAUAGCUGGGUGUGGUGGUGCACACCUACAGUCCUAGCUACUCGGGAGGCUGGGGUGGAAGGAUCACUUGAGACUGGGAGGUUGAGGCUGCAAUGAGCCAUGGUUGCUCCAUUGCACUCUAGCCUGAACAGAGUGAAACCCUGUCACAAAACAAAACAAAACAAAACAGGACUGUAAGAGAAGGCCUGAGAGAAAAGACUUCUAAUAGGUUCAGGACACAUUCUUUGAUAGAAGUAGCAAAUUAGAAAGCUUAGGGAAAAGAUGGAAAUAUCUUCUGUGAUGGACUUGGACUUUCAGUUGAGACAGGAAUGGGAUGGAGUGCUAGAAAGGCAGAUAUUUGGCCGGGCGCGGUGACUCACGCCUGUAAUCCCAGCACUUUGGGAGGCUGAGGUGGGUGGAUCAACAGAUCAGGAGAUUGAGACCAUCCUGGCUAACAUGGUGAAACCCUGGCUCUACUAAAAAAUACAAAAAAUUAGCUGGGCAUGGUGGCAGGUGCCUGUAGUCCCAGCUACUUGGGAGGCUGAGGCAGGAGAAUUGGCGUGAACCUGGGAGGUAGAGCUUGCAGUGAGCCAAGAUUGCGCCACUGCACUCCAGCCUGGACGACAGAGCAAGACUGUCUCAAAAAAAAAGAAAAAAAGGCAGAUAUUCAAUGGCUGUAUAGAGUAUGGCAGGCUGUGGUUUAUUCAAAGACUUCAGAAGAAGUGAAAUAUUCCUUUGAGGUACACAAUUAAAACUAACAGCAAGGCAGCUUCUUCUGAGAUGUAUUCAUUCCACAAGCUGAGAGUGGGCAGCAGUCUCUCCAACGGGGCAUUUUCAAGCAAAUGAGAUCUGACGUUCCUUUCUGGAUAGAAGGAGAGACCACCCCUAGGUGCUCCCCUGCCCUGUGACCCUCGGAUUACCUUGGUGCCAGCCCAAGGCAGUGCGGCCCAAACACUGUGAAGUCUUUUGAGAACCUCCAGAUUGAGUACAACCUCACUGACUUUUUUCAUUAAGAACAUAAGCUUAAUUUUCAUAAACAUCUUUUCCAGGAGCACCAAGCUAGCCCUCUUUCAACACCAGCAAAAUGGAGAAAAGGAAAAUCUCAACAGUAUCCAACCUAGGUUUUCCAGAUUUUGUCAGUUAAUUCCCAUUUUUAAGGUCACUCUGCUCACUGAAAGGAAGAAAAAGAAGGACUUAAAAGCCUCUUUCAGAGAGGGCAAUACCAUUUUAGUCCUCUACAUCCUUCAUGGUUUUCUCUACUGGCUUAGCUGUGCUCAAAACAAGGACUUCUUUUUCCUUCACUUAGAUAUUCAGAAUCUAGGACAUCAUAAGGUUGUGGAUGUUUUAGAAAAUAGAUAAUCUUCUGGCAUGAGAAAUAUCCUUAAUUAGCUAUUUUUCCUCAAAACUGGAGGGGGGUGAGUAUUGACAUUUGGGCAGCUUAUGCAAUUCAAGAGCUUCUGUCUUCUGUCUUCAAGUAUUGCCUUAUGUUAGAAAUAAGUUUCCAGAAAAUAAAUGUCAAAGACCAGACACUCAUGCUAAAGGCUAGAUGCUUCUGAUCCAAACUUACGAACCUCCUCCUACCUUUCCUAAAAGGGACUGUUACAUGGGGUACAAAUAUGAAUGAUUAAUUUAUUUUCUGCCCAGAUAUAAGAAUCAACUCAUAACACUUUCCUGUUUGGGUGAGCUACUGGGAAGAAUAAACAAAAGCUGGCUAGAACUCCACAAAGUUCCAUUGUUCUUUUGUGCUUUCUCUGCUGCACUGUUACAUGGGAGUUCCAAGGCAGCAGGGUCACGUGGGAUGCUAUACAUCAGUGGUCCCCAAUCUUUCUGGCACUAGGGACUGGUUUCGUGGAAGACAAUUUUUCUAUGGACCAGGGUGGAGGUGGGGAGAUGGGGGAUGGUUUCGAGGUGAAACUGUUCCACCUCAGAUCUUCAGGCAGUACUUAGAUUCUCACAAGGAGCACGCAACCUAGAUCCCUCACAUGUGCAGUUCACAAAAGGGUUCACACUCCUGUGAGGAUCUAAUGCUGCCACUCAUCUGACAGGAGGCGGAGCUCAGGCGGUAAUGCUCACUCACCUGCCACUCACCUCCUGCUGUAUGGCCCUGUUCCUAACAGGCCAUGGACAAGAACAGGUCUGCAGCCUGGGGAUUAGGGAUCCCUGCUAUACAUGACUGUAUGGUACAUAGCACUUCUGUGGCAUGUGGUUUAAGCUCAGUGUCAUUUGAUGGCCAGGAGAUCCACUUGAAAAUCCCUAUUUUUAGCAGACCUUGUAGGAUGCCAACAUUUGGGGCCAGAUUCUCAUUACUGAAAUGAAUGCUAUGGAGCUAAGGCUGCGGUGCCUAGCUGGGCUAGACAUUUGCAAAAAGAGAGCAGAGACUGGCAGACAGUGCCAAUUCUCAACAGAAUCUUUUGAUUAGAAUGCCAAGUUGCUAUAAGGGCAUCAGUAACAUCCUCACCCUUUAGCAGGCAAAGGAGGCUGGGUUGUGAGAAAACAAACUCUGAUCCACCUGAUCCUCUACUGCUUUUUGAUUCUGAGAAAAAAAAAUUGUUCAGUAACUCCAGCUGCCUGAACAGAAAUUACUUUCUGAGGAGCUAGAAGCCCUGACUGGAAAAGAGCUCUGGGGGAUUAUGGCAUGGGAGGAGACCUGUCAGGCAUCAGGCUUAUGUGGGAAGGACCCACGCUGACUACAACAGUACAAGUAACUGCCUGAGUGGCUCCAUAACAUGGAAACGGCAAUCGUAUGCUCCAAAGACAGAGUUACUGUUUUAAGGACAGAGGAACCUUCGUAUAGAUUCUUAGUGAAAAGCUUAUUUUAAGGAUGUUUGCUGAAAUUCCAUGUUUUUCACAUUUGUUUUCAAAAGAGCAUUGUCCUUCAUAUAUAGUACAUGAAAAAUUACAAUAUUCAUGUUUUUUAGAUACAAAGUCAUACACAAAUAGAGGAGGAAUAAUUUCAAAUUGCAAAGCAUACCAGCAAAGAAAGAGGGAAAUGAGACUCUAGAUAUGGAUUUAUUAGGUGACAAGGAUUCUUUUCUCUAUAUUUUAAUAUAUUUUCCAAGCUUUGAACCACGGGCUAAGGAUGGGCCUUGUUCUCUGUCCUGCCUAAAAACUGACAGAAGCGUGGGUGACCAACCCCAGACAUGCUUGGCACUGCUGAGUUUUCAUCUCUGUUGUAAUCUUCUGACACCUCCUUGCAAAAUAUCAAGUGUUAGAUGCUAAUACUGGCCCCCUCUUUGUUGAAGGAGAAAGCAUGUAAAAAGACAACUGUCCAAACCCUGUGGCUACAAAGUCUUUUUUUUGCUUCCUAAGAGAUUUACUGUAUUCUUCUAUUUCUAGAACUUUUCUAAGUUGGAAGAUUUCAAAUGUGAGAUAGUGUUAGAUCCAGGUUGAGUAAGGAUUUUAUAAAAUACUAAAUAAUGAUCAGAGACGGGAAUAAUCAGCCUAGAUAAAAGCAUAUUCAGCAGGAUGUCAAAAUAUACCAGAUCCUCAUAUAAACAGCAUGGAUUACAUUAACAGGCCUCCCUGGGUGAGUAGCGUCUCUUUUGCCUACCUUAUGCUCACCCCAUGGUUAUAUAACCUUUUGAACGGAAUUUGGAAAUUCCUCUGACCCUGCCCUGCUUGCUGAUAGAGUUGAGCCAGUGGCUGGCAGGGGCAUAAUCUAAUAGGUGAAACUGGAAACACACAAAUUCACAGUCCUCUUGUCUCAGCCCAGAGACUGUACAGGCAAGGAAAGAAAGACUCGCCCCAUCUCCCUCCUCCCCUUCUCUGGCCUAAGUUGCCGCUGACUUCACCCAACAGGCACCUGACCCUCCCAGAUGAGCUGGGAGGGGCUAAAGCCUGGUGCAGCCAUGGUGGGGGUGGAGGUACAGGCAGCAAACAAUAUUUAAGAUGCUGACUUGUGGAGCAUUCGGGCUUGGGAAGGAAAGCUAUAAGCUACCCAUUCAGCUCCCCUGUCAGAGACUCAAGCUUUGAGAAAGGCUAGCAAAGAGCAAGGAAAGAGAAAACAACAAAGUGGCGAGGCCCUCAGAUUGAAAGCGUAAGGUUCAGUCAGCCUGCUGCAGCUUUGCAGACCUCAGCUGGGCAUCUCCAUACUCCCCUGAAGGAAGAGCCUUCCUCACCCAAACCCACAAAAGAUGCUGAAAAAGCCUCUCUCAGCUGUGACCUGGCUCUGCAUUUUCAUCAUGGCCUUUGUCAGCCACCCAGCGUGGCUGCAGAAGCCCUCAAAGCGCAAGACACCAGCACAGCUCAAAGCGGCCAACUGCUGUGAGGAGGUGAAGGAGCUCAAGGCCCAAGUUGCCAACCUUAGCAGCCUGCUGAGUGAACUGAACAAGAAGCAGGAGAGGGACUGGGUCAGCGUGGUCAUGCAGGUGAUGGAGCUGGAGAGCAACAGCAAGCGCAUGGAGUCGCGGCUCACAGAUGCUGAGAGCAAGUACUCCGAGAUGAACAACCAAAUCGACAUCAUGCAGCUGCAGGCGGCGCAGACGGUCACUCAGACCUCCGCAGACGCCAUCUACGACUGCUCUUCCCUCUACCAGAAGAACUACCGCAUCUCUGGAGUGUAUAAGCUUCCUCCUGAUGACUUCCUGGGCAGCCCUGAACUGGAGGUGUUCUGUGACAUGGAGACUUCAGGCGGAGGCUGGACCAUCAUCCAGAGACGAAAAAGUGGCCUUGUCUCCUUCUACCGGGACUGGAAGCAGUACAAGCAGGGCUUUGGCAGCAUCCGUGGGGACUUCUGGCUGGGGAACGAACACAUCCACCGGCUCUCCAGACAGCCAACCCGGCUGCGUGUAGAGAUGGAGGACUGGGAGGGCAACCUGCGCUACGCUGAGUACAGCCACUUUGUUCUGGGCAAUGAACUCAACAGCUAUCGCCUCUUCCUGGGGAACUACACUGGCAAUGUGGGGAACGACGCCCUCCAGUAUCAUAACAACACAGCCUUCAGCACCAAGGACAAGGACAAUGACAACUGCUUGGACAAGUGUGCACAGCUCCGCAAAGGUGGCUACUGGUACAACUGCUGCACAGACUCCAACCUCAAUGGAGUGUACUACCGCCUGGGCGAGCACAAUAAGCACCUGGAUGGCAUCACCUGGUAUGGCUGGCAUGGAUCUACCUACUCCCUCAAACAGGUGGAGAUGAAAAUCCGCCCGGAAGACUUCAAGCCCUAAAAGGAGGCUGCCGUGGAGCACGGAUGCAGAAACUGAGACACUUGGAGACUGGAUGAGGGCAGAUGAGGAUAGGAAGAGAGUGUUAGAAAGGGCAGGACUGAGAAACAGCCUAUAAUCUCCAAAGAAAGAAUAAGUCUCCAAGGAGCACAAAAAAAUCAUAUGUACCAAGGAUGUUACAGUAAACAGGAUGAACUAUUUAAACCCAAUGGGUCCUGCCACAUCCUUCUCAAGGGGGUAGACUGAGUGGGGUCUCUCUGCCCAAGAUCCCUGACAUAGCAGUAGCUUGUCUUUUCCACAUGAUUUGUCUGUGAAAGAAAAUAAUUUUGAGAUCGUUUUAUCUAUUUUCUUUAAGGCUUAGGCUAUGUGAGGGCAAAACACAAAUCUCUUUGCUAAAAAGAACCAUAUUAUUUUGAUUCUCAAAGGAGAGGCUUUUGAGUGUUACAGAAAGGAGUGAAGGAGGCAGGUGGGAGAUGGUAUUUAUAUUUUUAAAUCCAGUGAAAUUAUCUUGAGUCUCCACAUUAUUUUUAAAACACAAAAAUUGUUCGGCUGGAACUGACCCAGGCUGGACUUGUGGGGAGGAAACUCCAGGGCACUGCAUCUGGCGAUCAGACUCUGAGCACUGCCCCUGCUCACCUUGGUCAUGUACAGCACUGAAAGGUACAAAGCACCGGCAGGAGGUGGACAGAGUUUCUCAUGGAUGCCGGCACAAAACUGCCUUAAAAUAUUCAUAGUUAAUACAGGUAUAUCUAUUUUUAUUUACUUUGUAAGAAACAAGCUCAAGGAGCUUCCUUUUAAAUUUUGUCUGUAGGAAAUGGCUGAAAACUGAAGGUAGAUGGCGUUAUAGUUAAUAAUAAAUGCUGUAUAUAAGCAUCUUAUUUUGUAAAAAUAAAAUAUUGUGGUUUUGUUUUAAACAUUCAACGUUUCUUUUCCUUCUACAAUAAACACUUUCAAAACAUGA
Pongo pygmaeus (Bornean orangutan) is the source of this 8234-nucleotide messenger RNA. It is a transcript of the gene ANGPTL7, whose product is annotated as angiopoietin like 7. The coding region runs from base 6242 to 7276 and encodes 344 amino acids. The record is from RefSeq and is a predicted model, not a curated record. NCBI's taxonomy places the organism in Eukaryota, Metazoa, Chordata, Mammalia, Primates, Hominidae. Gene Ontology annotation, biological process: blood coagulation. The transcript has 5 exons.